AUGAAUAGAUUGGUAUUGGAUGAUGAACUGGAAACUUUAGCUGACGCAGAACUGGAGAAAGCCGAUUAUAAUGCCAUUGUCAUGAAAAAUCCCAAAUUCGAAGCCAUCCGAGACGUUGACCAUGCCGCAAAUGUUACCUCAUUCAUGACUAAUCCGGGAAGAACAAAAUUCGCCUGCAUCAACAAACAAUGCGCUACUACCAACGACCCAUGGAUUCUUGUCACUAAUAUUCCGUAA
Molecule: messenger RNA, 237 nt
Organism: Caenorhabditis briggsae
Lineage: Eukaryota; Metazoa; Nematoda; Chromadorea; Rhabditida; Rhabditidae
Exons: 2
Coding region: 1-237 (78 amino acids)
Source: RefSeq, a predicted model, not a curated record